Molecule: messenger RNA, 1911 nt
Organism: Ornithodoros turicata
Lineage: Eukaryota; Metazoa; Arthropoda; Arachnida; Ixodida; Argasidae
Gene: Csas
Product: N-acylneuraminate cytidylyltransferase A-like
Exons: 5
Coding region: 141-872 (243 amino acids)
Molecular function (GO): N-acylneuraminate cytidylyltransferase activity
Source: RefSeq, a predicted model, not a curated record
GAUGCGGUCGAGCAUCCCUCCAUUUCGGCCUUCGCCCGCAUAAUGUCGAAGCUGAUUUCCUGUUUAUCUUUCAUUGAAAGCGAGCGAUCGGCAAUGUGCGAAGAUUCACGUUGGUUUUCGUGACGCUUGAGCAACCAGGGAUGGCAGCGAGCAACAAAAAGCAGACUGUGCUCGGUCUUGUGCUCGCUAGGGCCGGUAGCGAAGGGAUCAAGAAAAAGAAUGCUCGAGUCGUGUGUGGAGCGCCUUUGUUGGCAUGGGUUUUGAGACCGAUGCGACACUGUAAAAAUUUGGACGAGGUGUGGGUGUCUACUGAUGACCAAGAUCUGGAGGACAUCGCCUACGCGGAGGAUUGUGCAGUGUUUAGGAGGUCGGAGGAGUUUGCUCAACCUGAUACGCCCUCAAUACUGUCUAUUCAAGAAUUCCUUCGAGAAAAACCCAAUGCAGACGUCAUAGCAUUGGUGCAGUGCAGUUCACCGUGUCUGCUCCCUUCGUAUUUGGACGAAGCAAUCUCAUUGGUCACUUCCGGAAAAUAUGAUUCGGUUUUUUCUGUCACGAGGGACUACAAGUGGAGGUGGACAGAGCUUUCAGAAGCAGACGGCACAACACGUCCCCUCAACUUUGACCCAGCGCAGCGUCUCUGUCGUCAAGAAUGGGGUGGCGAAAUAAUCGAGACGGGACACUUCUAUGUGACCAAGGCUGAAUACAUACAAGAAGGCCUGCUACAGGGAGGAAGAUGUGGAUUUGUGGAGCUGCCCCAACACCUAUGCCACGAAGUAGACACAGAAGAAGACAUUGCUGUUGUAGAGCAACGCUUACAAAAAUAUGGAUUUCGGGGAGACAUUGUACUCGCUGCACCCACCGAGUUUCAAUAGAUUUUUAACGCAGGUCUGGUCUGCAGAGUCUUGAGCACAAAAAUUCAAGCACAAAAAUGAGCAAAAAUAUUCAGUGGUGCAGUCAUCGCCACGGGAGACAAGAUCACUGCCUCACGCCCCUGAACCCUCAAGACACUGAAGUGAUUUCAUUGAUUUUUCAAACUUAUCCAGAAUUUUAUUCACUACAUUGACUUAUUUUUAAAAAACUCUUUAGUAUUUUGUUAAUUGAGUUUGUUGUUAGCAGCGCAGUGCUACUGGAGCCAUAUUUGUUCUACAGUAAUGAAUAGGUAGCAUCUAGCGGAUUAAUAUACUCCCGUAUCCAUCUCCGCGUGGAGUAGUGCUGGCCUUUGAUUUGUACCUCUACUAGAAAACUUAGGAUAUGGUGACAUUAUAAUGCUCAAGACUCCGCAAUCACGGCUGACGCUCAUCAGGUGCGCGCUUUCCUAGACCUGUUUAUAUUGACAAACAGGGUUUAUCAACAGUGUACUAGCUUUUACAGAGCAUUUAUUUAUUAUUUACUUCACUUUCUCAUCUUUUAUUUUUAGAAUUUUAUUGCAAAAUAAUUUUGCUUGCCAAAGUUUUCGAGGGUGAUGACACUACUGUUUUCAAUGUGACAUACAUUCACAUACAGCGAGUAAUUGGUUUUUGCGCAAUCUGGGAUUAGAUUCCAGGGAUGUUUUGUGAUUUUAUUUUUUGUUUGUAUAUUUUGUCAUGUUAUCUGCUUCAUCACUGUUUCCAUAAGUAUAGUGUCACAAUUUUUACUGAAUUUAAUACUCGUUUACUUUAGGAAUAUAAUUUCAGUUGAGUGUCUCCAUUUCCAUCCAACAUUGGCUUUGUAUAGCGAGUGAAAGGUCACUCCCGUUCAUGGAAUCUGCAGCAGCAAUCCGUACACGUGGAACUUUGCUUGGCUUUUUCCAAAUGGUUUACCUGCAUGGCUGAUUACCAGCAUCAAUUGUAGCAUCCAUGAAAUACGCAACACAUACCAUCUUUAGGUCACCAUUUACCGAGAGACGACAAAUAAAACAUUUCAUAAAAAUGA